AUGAGCAACAACUUUUUCGAUUACACUGUCAAGGACAUCAAGAACCAAGAUUGGUCCCUCAGCUCCGUCAAGGACAAUGUGGUGCUUGUUGUCAAUGUCGCGUCCAAAUGCGGUUUCACCAAGCAAUACGCUGGCUUGGAAGAAUUGUAUCAAAAGUACAAGGACCGCGGCUUUACCAUCAUUGGCUGCCCAUGCAACCAAUUUGCUGGUCAAGAACCUGGCACCGAAGAAGAAAUUGUCAGCUUUUGUAAAUUGACCUAUGACGUCUCGUUCCCCAUCACCGCAAAAGUUGAAGUAAACGGAGACAACGCCGCACCUGUUUACAAGUUUAUGAAGGAAGCCCAACCUGGUAUCAUGGGCAUGAAACGUGUCAAAUGGAACUUUGAGAAAUUCUUGAUUGAUCGUCAAGGCAACGUUGUCAAGCGCUAUUCAUCAGUGACUGAGCCCAAGGAUAUUGGUGCCGAUAUUGAAAAGCUGUUGUAG
This is a messenger RNA of Lichtheimia ornata, 483 nucleotides long. RefSeq lists its product as uncharacterized. The transcript is spliced from 6 exons. NCBI's taxonomy places the organism in Eukaryota, Fungi, Mucoromycota, Mucoromycetes, Mucorales, Lichtheimiaceae. Gene Ontology annotation, molecular function: glutathione peroxidase activity. Gene Ontology annotation, biological process: response to oxidative stress. The coding region runs from base 1 to 483 and encodes 160 amino acids. The record is from RefSeq and is a predicted model, not a curated record.